Molecule: messenger RNA, 857 nt
Organism: Condylostylus longicornis
Lineage: Eukaryota; Metazoa; Arthropoda; Insecta; Diptera; Dolichopodidae
Product: frizzled-like
Exons: 2
Coding region: 72-857 (261 amino acids)
Biological process (GO): non-canonical Wnt signaling pathway; canonical Wnt signaling pathway
Cellular component (GO): plasma membrane
Molecular function (GO): Wnt-protein binding; Wnt receptor activity
Source: RefSeq, a predicted model, not a curated record
UAAAAAAAUUUAAUUAUUUUCACACAAAAUCUUUAAUAUAAUUAAUUUACGGAAAAUUUCUCGUAAUCAUCAUGGAUCAUUUUAAUAAAUUAAUUAAAAUCUCAAUAAUAUUAUCGAUAUUAAUUAAUUUAUGUAUAUGUGGACAACGUUCAUCAUCUUCAAUAUCAUCAACUGGUAUUAAUAAUGGUGGUGGUAUCGGAAAUAAUAAUGGUGUUGGUAUUAGCGGUGGUACAUCACAUUUUGUACAACAAAAUGGUGAAAUAAUAUCAGAACAUAGUCAAUUAUCUGGUAGUGAAGAUCUAUUUCCACAUCAUGGUCGUUGUGAACCAAUUACAAUAUCAAUAUGUAAAGAUAUACCAUAUAAUAUGACAAUAAUGCCAAAUAUAAUUGGUCAUACAAGACAAGAAGAAGCUGGUUUAGAAGUACAUCAAUUUGCACCAUUAGUUAAAAUAGCAUGUAGUGCUGAUAUACAAUUAUUUUUAUGUUCAUUAUAUGUACCGGUAUGUACAAUAUUAGAAACACCGAUACCACCAUGUCGUGAAUUAUGUGAAUCAGCAAGACAAUGUGAAACAUUAAUGAAACAAUAUAAUUUUAAUUGGCCAGAAAAUUUAGAAUGUUCAAAAUUUCCAUUAUUAGAAUCAAAGGAAAUGUGUUUACAUAGAAAUAAUACAACAACAACACCAAGUCCAAUACGUACAAAUACACCAAAAGUUAUACAUACACGUAAAGGUUUUAUUGAUGGACAACCUCAUCGUAAUAUUGGUUUUGUAUGUCCAGUACAAUUAAAAACACCAUCCGGUAUGGGAUAUUCAUUAAAAGUUGGUGGAAAGGUAAGGAUUCUUCCCUCAAAAAUUUAG